Messenger RNA from Porites evermanni, 1491 nucleotides. NCBI's taxonomy places the organism in Eukaryota, Metazoa, Cnidaria, Anthozoa, Scleractinia, Poritidae. The record is from the annotation of a GenBank genome assembly.
CUUUCCCUGAAGAGUUUGGCCUUUAAUGUGUUAACCAUGCCAGACAACGAAAGUGGUCUUAGUUGUCUCCAAUCAGCCUGCGUAAAAGGAGACACCGAGACAGUCUACGCUAUCUUGAAUAACAGUCCAGAUAAACUCGACAGUGCUAUAGCUUUGAGUCUCAAAACUGGUGAGAACGUAUCCCGUUUUAAUAGUCAGUCAAUUUUGACUGGCUUGGGUGCACUCGAUUCUGAAAACCACAAGCAGAUAAGCAAUCUUGUUGAAAAAGUCGCAAAGGAUUUUCAAUCUCAACCCCUUCUACAUAUAGCUGCAAAAAAGGGAAACAUUGAGCAUAUCCGAAGGCUGUUAGACUUUGGAGAGUUCGUGGACUGUGCGCCACCGGACAAGUCCGGCGAAACUCCGCUUAUGUGGGCAGCCAGGUACAAUGUUGAGGAAAUUGUUCAAUUUUUGGUCGAAAAAGGCGCUUCUCUCGAGAUCCAAGAUGGCAAUGGUUACACGCCAUUGCACCAUGCUGCGAUGGGUGGCAAAGAAGCUAACAUUUUACGCUUAAUUAAACUUGGAGCAGAUAUAUUGAAAGAGAGUUAUAGGCACUAUUCUCCGGUUCACUUGGCCUGUAUUGAUGGUCACAAAGAAGCCGUUCGUCUUCUUCUAGGCCAUGGAGCAGAAGCAUCAAGAGAAGGGGGUUUUAUGGUUGGCUCUCCUUUCACCUCAGCUGCACACAACGGUCACCUUGAAAUCGUUCAGCUACUAGUAGAAAGUGGAGUUCCUGUGAAUAAGCGCUCAGUCGUGGGUUGGUCGGCUCUACAUGAGGCUGUUGCAGGAGGCCAUAUUCAUGUUGUGAAAUAUCUGCUUGAGAAAGGUGCAGAUAUUCAAGCCAUUACCACAUACACCCGAAAGGGCAAAGAAUAUCACCAAUCUGUUCUCCACUUGGCCACUAGUCUGGAAAUGUUCCGUUUACUGAUUGAAUACGGUGCUGACAUUAAUGCGCUAGAAGACUUUCAGUACCCAACUCUUCAUGUAGCAGCAAAAUUGGGCCAUAAUGACAUUGUAGACUAUCUUUUAAAUCAGGGUGUCAAUGUCAACUUACGCACUGAUCACUCUAGAUUGUCAGCUUUGACUUGUGCCAUUAAAGGGGACCAAGAUGCCACUGUUAAACAUUUGAUUGAGAGAGGUUGCUCUGUCGACUAUUGUGAUUCAUGUUUAUCGACAUUAUCAGUCGGAAAAGGCUUUAUAGCUGUUUUCGAACUUCUUCUAAAUAGAGGAAUAUCUGUGGAUACAAUGGAUAAAAAUGGAAAAACACCUCUUAUUGCCGCAGCUGAGGCUGGGCAGGCCGACAUGGUUGAAUUUCUCCUAGAUCGAGGAGCCAGCAUUAAUGGUACUCGUGACGAAUUUAAAAAACUUAAUGAUGAGGGGUAUGCAAGUCAGGAUAAACACAAAUCAAGUUUCCCUUUAUACCAUGCAUUGAAGGCAGGUCACAUUGAAGUUGCUCAG